CGGCCCAGAGAAUCCAUACUAAGUCCUGGUUCAAGUCUCUGCUAAGGCUAAGAGCGAGCAGCCAACAGGGUCUCUGGCUUCCCCACCAUGCCUACAGCCUGCCUUUCUGCUUUUCAGGAAGGCCCAAACAAGACGGGGACGUUAUGUGCCUUGGACUGUGGGGCUGGCAUUGGCAGGAUCACCAAGCGGCUGCUCCUGCCUUUGUUCAAAGUGGUGGACAUGGUGGAUGUGACGGAGGACUUUCUGGUGAAAGCCAAGACCUACCUGGGUGAGGAGGGCAAGAGAGUGCGGAACUACUUCUGCUGCGGCCUCCAGGACUUCAGCCCCGAGCCCGGCUCCUACGACGUCAUCUGGAUCCAGUGGGUGAUAGGCCACCUGACUGACCAGCACCUGGCUGAGUUCCUGCGGCGCUGCAAGCGGGGCCUGCGCCCCAAUGGCAUCGUGGUCAUCAAGGACAACAUGGCCCAGGAAGGGGUGAUCCUGGACGACGUGGACAGCAGCGUGUGCAGGGACCUGCAGGUGGUGCGCAGCAUUGUCCGCCGCGCGGGCCUCAGCCUGCUGGCCGAGGAGCGGCAGGAGAACCUCCCAGACGAGAUCUACCAUGUCUACAGCCUGGCCCUCAGAUGAGCCCGGCUGCUCUGCAGGGACUGGGCCUGAGGCCCGAGGGGAGGGUGGGAAGGCUGGCGGCCGAGAGCCAGGGGCUGCAUGUCUGACCGUGCCAAGGUCACUAAGUAUCCUGUCUGCCACAGCCUUUUUAUAAAGGCAGGGGUGGAGCCCAUGUGGGCUGAGGGGUCCGUCCUGAGGCAGAACUCGGGGUCUAGGCUCUCACCAUCUGCUCUCAACUAGAUGUGGCUGCUCUUGUAGAGAAGCAGAGUAACCUGGGGCACCUGGGAGGCGUGACCUGGAGAACACCACCCACACGGAGCUGGUGGUGGCCAAGGCCCCUGGCUGGGACUGCCUGUGCAGCUUAUGGGAACAUACAGCUUCUGACCGCUCAGUGAUGGGGCCCUGGUGCCUGCGAUGAAUACAGCCGCCUGCAGCAGGCGAGCGAGGCCUGUGGCCUUGUCCUGUUUCCAUCAAAAAUAAAGGGUGGACUCCAUGUGCUCUGAAGGCC
Messenger RNA from Echinops telfairi (small Madagascar hedgehog), 1114 nucleotides. RefSeq names its product N-terminal Xaa-Pro-Lys N-methyltransferase 1 (gene NTMT1). The transcript is spliced from 2 exons. The record is from RefSeq and is a predicted model, not a curated record. NCBI's taxonomy places the organism in Eukaryota, Metazoa, Chordata, Mammalia, Afrosoricida, Tenrecidae. Bases 88 to 627 code for a protein of 179 amino acids. Gene Ontology annotation, molecular function: N-terminal protein N-methyltransferase activity. Gene Ontology annotation, cellular component: cytoplasm.